This is a messenger RNA of Grosmannia clavigera kw1407, 1305 nucleotides long. Its product is annotated as pantetheine-phosphate adenylyltransferase family protein. The transcript has a single exon. NCBI's taxonomy places the organism in Eukaryota, Fungi, Ascomycota, Sordariomycetes, Ophiostomatales, Ophiostomataceae. Bases 1 to 1305 code for a protein of 434 amino acids. Gene Ontology annotation, molecular function: dephospho-CoA kinase activity. The record is from RefSeq and is a predicted model, not a curated record. Gene Ontology annotation, biological process: coenzyme A biosynthetic process.
AUGAUUGGCGAAAAACGAGACCACCUGCCCUCGCUGCUGCUGCUGCCGGGGCCCCCGGAGCCAGCCAGCCGGGCGUCGCUGAGUGCCGCAUACCGACCGCCGCUGGAGAUGGCGCUGGCCCGGACAAAGCGCACAGACAAGGCGGCCACGCUGAUCGUGGCCGUGGCGGCGUCCUGGCUGGAUGGUCCGUCGCAGGAGACAAAGGAGCUGGUGUGGCCCGACAUGUCGGCGCUGCUGGCGGGCCUCUACACGAUCAUCGCGGUGCUGUGCGCCAAGAUGGACAUUGCGACCGACAUGGACGGCGGGCCGGGCUCGGUGGACGUCCGCGUCGUCCUGCUGGACCACGACCGCAGCCGGGCCUUUCCCGAUUUUUUGCCGAUCAUCGAGCCGAACAACACGAUCGUGGUCGACCUGCCAUCGUUUGCGGCUGCCUACCACCCCUGGAACGACAUCUUCCACGUCCAGAGCGAGGCCGGCCUGCACCUCAACAACCUGUACGUCAAGUUUGCGCAGACGGUGCAGCGCAUUGCCGACGACCAGCUCGUGGCCGUGGCCGGCGGCCUGACGAUGCACCUGGGUCCAUCUGCGACUGCUUCUGGCACGUCCACGCCAGCCUCGCGCAUCAUGCAUCUGCCGACGCCGAGCCAUGCGUGCGUCUGUCUCGGCGGCACCUUUGAUCACCUGCACCCGGGCCACAAGCUGCUGCUGACGGCCGGCGCGCUGCUCCUCCGCGUGCCUACGCCGCUGUCUGGCCCGGCCUGCGAGUACGUCAUCGGCAUCACCGGCGACGAUAUGCUGCGCAACAAGCGCUAUGCCGCAUACGUCCAGCCCUGGGACGAGCGUGCCCGCAACGUCAUCUACUUUCUCGCCUCCCUCCUCGAGCUCGCCCGCGACGGAUGGGAGGAGAAGAUUGGGCCCGACAUCGACGAGCACACCGCUGGCGACUUUCGUGCUUCUUUUCGCAAUGGCUCCAUCACCGUGCAGUGCGUCCGCAUCGACGACGCGUACGGUCCCACCACCCGCCGUCCCGACAUCGGCUGUCUCGUCGUCUCGGGCGAGACCCGCUCCGGCGGCCGCGCCGUCAACCAGGAGCGUGCCAAGCUCGGCUGGCAGCUGGUUGACGUCUUUGAGGUCGACGUCCUCACCGCUGACGAGGUCGCCACCGACAUGGCCGCAGAAGACGCCACUGCCACGACCGCCAGCUUUGAAGCAAAAAUUAGUAGCACAGAGAUUCGCAGGGUCAAGGCUGAGGCGGCUGCAAAGGCAAAAUUAACUGAGGAGGGAAAACAGGCCUCCACAUCGUAG